AUGGCAGUUUCUAGAAUAAUUGCACUCCUCGUGGCGGCGUGCAUCCUAGCAUCCGCGGCAGCCCGCUCUCCAACCGCCGCACCGUCACCGGCUCACGCUCCUAAGAAGGUCACGCCUCCGCCUCCCGCAGCCGUCAAAGCACCUCCUCCGCCGCGCCAUGCAGAAGUCUCACCAACUCCAUCCGUUGCCUUGCCGCCGUCGCCGAGUUUGGCUCCACAGCCGUCUCAAAAUGGCGCCGCUGUAAGCAGAUUAGGGUUCGUAGCCGCAGCCACCGGUUUCUUAGCCGUUGCAAUUAUGGCAUAG
Messenger RNA from Salvia splendens (bonfire salvia), 303 nucleotides. Its product is annotated as classical arabinogalactan protein 1-like. The transcript has a single exon. The record is from RefSeq and is a predicted model, not a curated record. NCBI's taxonomy places the organism in Eukaryota, Viridiplantae, Streptophyta, Magnoliopsida, Lamiales, Lamiaceae. The coding region runs from base 1 to 303 and encodes 100 amino acids.